Rotaria sp. Silwood2 is the source of this 2850-nucleotide messenger RNA. The record is from the annotation of a GenBank genome assembly. NCBI's taxonomy places the organism in Eukaryota, Metazoa, Rotifera, Eurotatoria, Philodinida, Philodinidae.
GCGGCUAAACCGGUGGAUGAACGAAGACACUUUAUAAAUAGUGACCGUAAACAUACAUAGCAGAAAAGAAAUGAAGGCUGAAAGCAUUGAAAUGCAAAACUUGUAAACGGGUUGAACCCGCGGGUUCUCGGAAAAAUAUAACCUGGCUCGUGAAACCCGUAAAAUGAGAAAACAACUACCCGUAAACCCGUGAUCCGUCAGAGGUCUGAUCCGGCCCGUAACCCGCGGGCGAGUCCACGGGUCGGGCGGGUUGAACGAAAACGGGUCAACCCGCCAACAUCUCUGUUUCGAACCAAAUACAUAAUACCAUUAUUGACUCAUAGGGUAUGUUGAGUUGCCACGAUGCCAGGGGUAUUUCGAUGUUACUGACUUAAUCUUAUCAAGUGGCCUAAGUAUCAAUAUAAGAGAACCAAAAAUAAAAUUUUUAAGUCAAUUCAUAAUAGUUUAUAUACGGGUGAUUCCACCGUAUAUAUAUCACUUUAUACAUGACUUUCUUCAAACCGAUUUUCAUCUUUAUAAUCGUAUAGAGUAUAGUCGACUUAUUGAUCAUUAUGCCAAAAGUUUCACUGAAACUUCUUCCGAUUAAAAGAUCUCAAAUUUACCGGAUUAUAGCAAAAUAUUGGUACAGUGAUUUUAUCACCAUGCGAGAGAAAAUUAUUUUGUGUUACAAAAGAAGAUUUUUUAUAUUUAUUAUCGUGUCGAACGUAUAGUAAUGGAUCGAAAAGUAUAUUUAUUUGUCUCCCUUCUUUUAUAAGAAAUGGAGUGCCAAACAAAAAUAGAGUUAAAAUGACAUAAGAAACUCCCAAAACAGGCUAAAAAUAGGUGAAACAUCUGUCAGCAUAUAUCUAUAACGCAGAAUUUGGGCAUAUAGUGGCAUAGCAGGUUUUGUAGAGCAAAGCGUGCGCUACAUGCCCAUAUAUAACACUUUUUCGGGGAGUACCACAACUGGGGUCAUUUCAACAUGAGAAGAUUAUCAGAAAUAAUCAAAUUAUAAGUAUACGCAUUCUUGAAUUGCUUAUGAUGAACAAUGAAUUCAACAUAGAAAAUAUCGCAUAGUCAAGAAGAUUAUCGUGUCAGCGAGCGUUCUCUAUCGUCUUUCUAAUUCACCCUAUUAUAAACCAAUAGUUUGAAUAAUAUCAGAUGUAGGGUUAUUAUGAAAUCUUCUGUCACAUUCAUUUUUAUUUAUUCGUUACAUAAAACAUAAAUACAUUCGGAAAUUCAAAGAUCAUGUCUCAAAAAGUGCGCUGUUGCAGUCCUCCUACGGCUCAUUGAUACGCAACGAAGUCAGGACGUAAUCCUACUUAUCCUCGAGGUAAUCGACCAAUUGCUUCGAGCUUGGCUGCAUUUAUUACUCGACAAUAUUUGAGAGAAACAGGGGAUGACAAACUGAUGAUGAACGAAGGUGAUGUGCUUUGUCGUACAUGUUACGAAACAGCUCGAAAACAAUUUGUCUCUCAGUUGGGUGCUGUACACGAAGAAGAAACCGAACUAUGGGAUAAUAAUGCAAUGGAAGUGGAUUACAAUGGAUCUCUAUGCAAGUCUUUAACAUCGAGCGAGGUUGAGGCAUCAUCAGAUGACACGUCUUCCGACGAGUUAUCCUCAUCUUCGCUGUCAUCAAAUGAGGAAACGACUGAAGAAGAUAGAAAGUACCAUCAAUGCCGACCGAUGAAUAUGUUAAAUGAGAUAUUUAAGAUAGUUGAUGUUUCUCCAAUUGUUGAUAUGUAAGAUAUUCUCUUCAUUUGAUCCGAAUAUUUAUUUUAUUAUUGUUUUUAGUCGACAAAGAAAUAUAAUACACGAGAAAAUAAGGAUGACUAUCGAAGCAAUACGAGUUGGUGCUAAUCAUCUGUUAAAAGAACCGUCGAGAGAACAAAUAAAAUCUGAUAACUCAAAGCUUACUUUUGAGGAAAGAAACACUUUACUUAAUGGCUUACAAAUGCUGUUUAAUAAAAGAUAUUAUGAUGAACAGAUUCGUAUGUGAACAAUUGCACCGUCGUCAUAGGGUCGUACGAAAAUCGAAUCUUUCUUUUCAUGCACCAGAUAUCAAGCUCAAAAAUCGAUAGAACUACGAAAUUCUUUCAAUAUUUUAACGACACCAGAUGAUUUACGGGAUAACGUCCCAAUAGAUUCACAAGUUGUCAAACAAGUAGUUAAUUUUUAUGAAGACGAUGCUAUUAGUCAUCAAUCAUCUAAUAAAAAAGACGUAAUCCAUAUACAAGAACAACUAAUGCCCACUAGACACAUGUGUAUGACUGUCGGACAAGCUUACCAACUAUUCAUAAAACAUUUGGAUGAAAGAAAUUCUAAUAUUAAAGUUGGUGAAUCAACGUUUUACACAUUAAGACCAAAAUGAAAAAAAAUCAAAACACCAUUUGAUGUCUUCUCGUGUCUCUAUCAUGAGAACUUCGAUCUUUUGGUCAAGGUUAGCUUCGAAGAGAUUCUAUAGUACAAAUAUUUUUAUUUUAUUAGGCUUAAAACAAGCUUGGUUUAACUAAUGUAGAUUAUACGUUUAUUCAAACUGAGGUUCUUUGUGAACCAACAACCGAAAAAUAUUACUUUCGAGAAUGUGAUAAAUGUAAACAACGUUUACCCAGUGAUGUUCUUCGGCGACAAACAAAUGAUAAUGUGACCGUAGAAGAUGUUUAUUGGAUGAAUUAUUGUCUUCCAAGAAAAAAUGAUAAUAGCAAUGAAGAUGGUAAAUCAACGAACAGCAAGAUCAUCAUGCAGCGCAUCAAGGGUUCUGUUAGUAAUCUUCUAGAUGAAUUUGAUGAUCAAUGGACAAAAUAUAUUGCUCAUCACUAUUAUAUCCGACAACAAAUCAGCUAUAUCAAAAAAAAUAAAAGAAGAAGCUGA